AUGUCCCAACCAGCCGAGGGACAGGCACCGGCCUCCCUCUGGACGAGAUCCCUCCUUUCCGGUGCCGUCGCCGGUCUUACCGUUGAUUGCUCCCUCUACCCCCUCGACACCAUCAAAACCCGACUCCAAAAAGCACGCGACCACACCGCACCGCAAACCUCCCGACUCACACUGCGCCAGACAGUCCGCGGAAUCUACGCAGGCCUACCAUCCGUCCUCUUCGGCUCCGCCCCCUCCGCCGCAUCCUUCUUCAUCGUCUACGACGGCGUCAAGCGCUCCCUCCUCCCCUCCCCAGACUCCGCACCCGCUUCCCGCACCCACAUCAUCUUCACCCACUCAAUCGCCUCCUCCCUCGGCGAAAUCGCCGCCUGUGCCGUCCGCGUCCCAACAGAAGUCAUCAAGCAACGCGCUCAAGCCGGUCUAUUCGGCGGCUCGAGUCGUCUCGCCCUAAAGGACAUCCUUUCCCUCCGCCACGCCACAACCCCGACAAUCCCCGCCGCAGGCACAAAUGCCAUCAUCCCCGGCUCCAGCCCGAGCUCCCCACCCCGAGCCUCGAAGGGCGGAUACGGCCAAGUCUUCCGGGAACUGUACCGCGGCGCGGGAAUCACGAUCGCGCGCGAAAUCCCCUUCACGGUCCUCCAAUUCACGAUGUGGGAGACCAUGAAGGAGAACUACGCUCAGCGGUAUCUCCGGCAAAAGGACGCCGUCACGGGUAUGAUGAAGCAGGAGCAAAUCCCCGCUUCGACUAGUGCGAUGUUUGGCAGUGUCGCUGGUGCGAUUGCGGCGGGAUUGACUACGCCGCUUGACGUUAUUAAGACCCGGGUGAUGCUUGCCCGGCGUGGUGAUGGUGGCUUUGACGGGCCGAUUCGGGUUAAGGAUAUUGUGAGGGGCAUUGCGCAGGAGGGCUUUGGCGCUUUUUGGCGCGGGAUUGGGCCUCGUGUUGCUUGGAUUGGAAUUGGUGGGGCUGUUUUCUUGGGUAGUUAUCAGUGGGCUUGGAAUACCCUUGAGGGGAAGGGAUUGGAGCAGGAGAAAGAUGAGAAGCUGUGA
Messenger RNA from Penicillium manginii, 1047 nucleotides. Its product is annotated as putative mitochondrial carrier protein (Pet8). The transcript is spliced from 2 exons. Gene Ontology annotation, cellular component: mitochondrial inner membrane. The record is from RefSeq and is a predicted model, not a curated record. NCBI's taxonomy places the organism in Eukaryota, Fungi, Ascomycota, Eurotiomycetes, Eurotiales, Aspergillaceae. Gene Ontology annotation, molecular function: S-adenosyl-L-methionine transmembrane transporter activity. Bases 1 to 1047 code for a protein of 348 amino acids.